GGCUUCGCGCCCCGCGGCGGCGGCACCCCCGACGCCAACAGCCUGCCGGCCGCCGGGAAGGCCGCCGGCGCCUCCGGGCACCAGCCGCCGCCGGGGCUCGUGUACCCGUGCGGCGCCUGCCGCAACGAGGUCAACGACGACCAGGACGCCAUCCUGUGCGAGGCGUCAUGCCAGAAGUGGUUCCACCGCGAGUGCACGGGCAUGACGGAGAGCGCCUACGGGCUGCUCACCACCGAGGCGUCGGCCGUGUGGGCCUGCGACUACUGCCUCAAGACCAAGGAGAUCCAGUCCGUGUACGUGCGCGAGGGCCUGGGCCAGCUCGUGGCGGCCAACGAGGGCUGAGCGGCCCCGCGCGCCGCCCUCGCC
Nothoprocta perdicaria is the source of this 366-nucleotide messenger RNA. RefSeq names its product pygopus family PHD finger 2 (gene PYGO2). The annotation marks the transcript as partial. The transcript has a single exon. Gene Ontology annotation, biological process: spermatid nucleus differentiation; kidney development. NCBI's taxonomy places the organism in Eukaryota, Metazoa, Chordata, Aves, Tinamiformes, Tinamidae. The record is from RefSeq and is a predicted model, not a curated record.